AUGACUACAGAGAUGACCAACCAAAUGGCGGCAACGAAGCUUGGCGAUGCCGCACCUUCAGGAGAAGCCGAUUGGAAAGCAGGUCUUCAAGCGCCCGCAAAGGAUGCGCGGCCACAAACAGAGGAUGUUACUGCAACAAAAGGCCUAGAAUUCGAAGACUUUUACAUCAAGCGCGAGCUCAUGAUGGGCAUCUUCGAGGCCGGAUUCGAGAAGCCAUCGCCCAUCCAAGAAGAGACGAUCCCCGUAGCCCUCACGGGUCGAGACAUCCUUGCGCGAGCCAAGAACGGCACCGGAAAGACUGCUGCGUUUGUCAUCCCCACACUCGAGCGCGUCAACCCCAAGAGCCCAAAGACACAAGCUCUCAUCCUCGUACCGACCCGAGAACUCGCACUACAAACCUCACAAGUAUGCAAGCAAUUGGGCAAGCACCUCAACAUCAACGUCAUGGUAUCCACGGGUGGCACGGGCCUCAAGGACGACAUUAUACGAUUAAGCGAUCCCGUGCAUAUCAUCGUCGGCACGCCCGGUAGAAUCCUCGAUCUGGCUGGUAAAGGCGUAGCCGAUCUUUCAGCUUGUCAAACCUUUGUCAUGGAUGAAGCUGACAAGCUCCUAUCACCCGAAUUCACCCCUGUAGUUGAACAACUGCUCGGCUUCCACCCCAAAGACCGCCAGGUCAUGCUCUUUAGUGCCACCUUUCCCAUUGUUGUCAAGAGCUUCAAGGACAAACACAUGAACUCGCCGUACGAAAUCAACUUGAUGGAUGAGCUGACGCUGCGCGGUAUCACGCAGUACUAUGCCUUCGUCGAGGAGAAGCAGAAAGUGCACUGCUUGAAUACUCUAUUCAAUAAGCUCCAGAUCAACCAGUCAAUUAUCUUCUGCAACUCCACAAACCGCGUUGAGCUUCUCGCCAAGAAGAUUACCGAGCUCGGAUACUCUUGCUUCUAUUCGCAUGCUCGCAUGCUCCAGCAUAACCGUAAUCGUGUCUUCCACGACUUCCGCAAUGGCGUAUGCCGGAAUCUGGUUUGCUCGGAUUUGCUGACCCGUGGUAUUGAUAUCCAGGCGGUCAAUGUCGUCAUCAAUUUCGACUUCCCCAAGAACGCAGAGACGUAUUUGCAUCGCAUUGGUCGAUCUGGCCGCUUCGGACACCUGGGUUUGGCUAUCAACCUCAUCAACUGGGAAGAUCGGUUCAAUCUUUAUAGGAUCGAACAAGAGCUUGGCACCGAAAUCCAGCCUAUUCCCCAGGUCAUCGAGAAGAACCUAUAUGUCUACGAGUCACCUGAGUCGAUCCCUCGACCCAUGUCUAAUCAACAGCGCGCUCCUGGACAAGGUCAACCACAGGACCAAGAAGGUGCUGCGCGCGGAAACCCCAACGCCCGUGGUGGCUACCGUGGCGGACGUGGUGGUGGCGGUGGUGGCGGUGGCCAGUUUCAGGGACAGCGUCGGGGGCUCCCACCGAACCAGCAGAACCGUCAACAGAACGGCCAGAAUGCUCAGCGAAAUCCAAGGCCGCAACCUACCGGCCCACCACAGGCUUCUUAG
Molecule: messenger RNA, 1539 nt
Organism: Pyrenophora tritici-repentis Pt-1C-BFP
Lineage: Eukaryota; Fungi; Ascomycota; Dothideomycetes; Pleosporales; Pleosporaceae
Source: RefSeq, a predicted model, not a curated record